UGUUUUAAAAUAUUAUGUGCAUGAUAUGAUUUUCUCACAAACAUAUUGUCUACAGGUUAUGUUGCCAAUGAGUGUCAAUGUUCUGACCUAUAUCGAGUACUACAAUUAAGACUUGGUUUGUAUGUGAGGUCCGAAUAGAGCUUACGAUAUGGUUUGUAACCUGUACUGUUGAAACCUCUCCGUUUGAUCGUUUAUAGAUACCUAUUCGAUGGAUGAUAUUUUAAGAAUAACAAAUUUACUAAAGGUACAGACAAAAUAAAGAUUUAGAUUUGAUAUACAGUUACAGAGAUCAUGUCAUUGAAAAUGUCGGCUGAAGCUAUUGUCAUAAUGAUUUUGGUAUCAGUCCAAAUCUGUCAAGGAAAAUUCUCAGUGACAUAUUCAUUUCCAACUGAUUCGUGUGUCAGUGAUCCAUAUCUUGUUGACGGAAAUACCAUGGUUUACAUGAAGUUUGAAGGGGAUUUCGGCAGCCAGGAAUGUAGACAAAUGUCAUUCACAUUUCCAAAAUCUGUCUUUUAUUCAUAUAAAUUGUGCGUGACGGAGCUAUACUAUAGUAGCUUAAAAUGUCAGAGUAAAAUUUGGUCUUGGGUUAACUAUGACUACGACUACGACAAUGCUGCUUAUAAUGAGGAACAGAUAUCGGGAGAAGGCUGCUCAAGAAAUUCGUAUGAUUCAAACACAAUGUUCUCACGGUGUUUAUACGGUUCUCAACUUCAAAUUUCAUUUAAGUUGAGAAAAUUAGAGAAAGUGGUCCAAAACAAUGUAAAUGACACUUUUAAGUUUCAAAUUGAAACAAAAUGGGAUUACAAUUAUGACAUGAUUGGUGUUCUUACCGGUGGCAUUGUUGGACUGUGUAUUUUCACUGGAAUAGGAAUUUGUUUGUGUAUCAAUUGUCGCCGUAGAAAACGAGUAACAGGAAGAUACUGUGGCACAUGUCCCACAUAUAUACACAGUUGCUGGAAGUUCAUGAAAGAAGGGUUAGCACAAGGCAUCUCAGGAGAAUUGGCUGCAGCUGGUAUAUUGUUAUGUUCCUGUGUAAUUUGUAGACGACAAAAUUAUAAACAACAGGAACAAGAUCAAUGUGAAAAAGUUACUAUUGAAACUGAUUGCACCUCAACUGAUUCAGAGAACAAAUGGGAAACCGUCACGGGCUUUAAAGAUCAAGACACAGCUCCAUUGUGUGACAGUUAAAAUGGCAAACAUUUUAGGAUAAUGAAAAACAAAAACAUGCUUAGAUAAGAAAUAAAUAAUUAUAGCUCUGUAUUAUAUAUAUAUUUUUAAAACAGUACAAUGCACCUCUAUAAAUGCCUAUCAGCAUUUUAGAAAUUUGAAAUGAUUUACGAUAAUUAAUGUGGCAAAGUGUUUUUUUUUUAUUGUUGAUAAAACUGUUUUUGAAUAAUAAUAUGUAUACCUUAUAUAGUUUGUUAGAAGAAAACUGUACAAUAUACCAAGGACGAACUUUAUUUCGAGUAUACAAUUUAAACGACAUUCUCAUGUUGCUUGAUUUACCUUCGAGGUGAAGAGAAUGGAAUUCUACUUAACUGUUACAAAUAUAUUACACGCUUUUCAAUCAAUUGGGAUAAAUUAUACUUUACUUAGUUGGGCACCAGUUAACUGUUUGGACUUACAUGACAUAACCAUCGAUGAAAUCUUCUGUAGAUACAACAUGCCUCGCGUAUACAAUUUUAGCUCUAGGGAAAAAUGAAAUUUAGUUUAUUUGAUAGUGUUUUCAUCAUGUCCAUUAAUCAACAUCCAUUAUUCAUGAAAGGGAAACAGAACUUUUGAAUAUUGUUUCAAACAGGAAAUGAAUAUUUUACAUGCAGGAGUAAUAGAGUGCUACUAAAACAUACAUAUAAAUAAGGAGUUAACAAUUUGAAACUGAAAUCAUCCUUUUUGUCGUAAUUUUGUGUUCUCCACUGACCCUCAUUGUUCCUUUUUAGAUGAAAGUCAAGAUACGAGGCAAAAUCAAUUGAAUCUAUAAUAUCAUUUAAAUCAAUUUGGAAUUUAUAAAAGCGUUUAACAUAUUCACGAACAUUUAUUUAUUUAAUGGCAGAACAUCAUACAUAAAAAGGAAUGUGGUGUAAAAACAUACAUAUGUUAGACCGUGUUCACAUUGACCUUAAUUCGGUUUUGUAUUAGUGUAACUCACACGUAAACUAAACACAAUUAAAUUCCCAUUGAUAAAACUCAAUGUUUACAUGAAGUUUAAAUAAUGUUUUGUCUACACACAGUCGAUAGUCAAUGUAGGCCUUCUGUAGGUUAAGUGUAUACAAAACUAGGCAUAUCGGACAUUAGUUUUAUCGUGUAUAUAUUUAAGGAGGAAACUAUUUUUGAAAAAAAUGAUAUUUUUAACAUU
Mytilus trossulus (common blue mussel) is the source of this 2353-nucleotide messenger RNA. RefSeq lists its product as uncharacterized. The transcript has 8 exons. The coding region runs from base 292 to 1188 and encodes 298 amino acids. The record is from RefSeq and is a predicted model, not a curated record. NCBI's taxonomy places the organism in Eukaryota, Metazoa, Mollusca, Bivalvia, Mytilida, Mytilidae.